AUGGACUCACUCGGGUCGCUGGCUGCGCGCAAGAUGGACCGCUCAGCAGCCUCGAGACAGAAGAGCUGCAACGCCUGCGUGAGAGGGAAGCGCAAGUGCGAUAAGAAGACCCCCCGCUGUACUCGCUGUGCGGCAAAGGGCCUCGACUGUGUAUAUCAGAGAUUGCCGCCAGGGGCCAACUUUCACGACGACGAUCUGUGCGUUGGUCUUGGCGCUACCGACAACCUGAACGAGGUCCCUGAUUUUGAUAUGGGCUUUGAUAUCAACAACUUGGGAGCAGACUCGAGUGCCAGCACCAGCACCAGCAACCCCACGCCCGAUAGCCUCGACAGAGUCACCACAUCGUCGAUAGAGCUCGACUCUCCACUUGACUUCUCCAUCAUCGACCAUCUCAUGGCCAACGAUACAUCUCUCGGUUCCGAGCUAUGGAACAUGGGAGACUAUGGCAACAGCAAGCUCGGUAUACCACCCGUCCCAGCAGGGCCUGUCGUCAUCCGCGAUGUGGCUCUUCUGGAUAGAGCAGAUGCCUGCCUGGCCGACUUCAAUCCGCUGGACGUGUACGACCCUCGCACCCGGGUGGGAUACACAGUAGAUAUUAUUACCAACCUCUACAGGGACUUCGCUCGGACUCGCCGGCUGCCCUUCAUCCACCCCCGUCUCUACGGCUCCAACCUCCCAAAGACCAUGCUAGCAGCCUUCUCGGCGGCAUCAGCCUAUUCAGCGCGAACUCCUGAGAACAAAGGGUGGGUGUACAAGCUCAUCACCGACAUGGCCAAGGAGAUCCAUCUCGAGGGUGAGAGGGCCUCGACGCCGGCGGAGAAGCUGGCGCGGGUGCAGGCGCUGGUUGUUCUGGACUCUAUCCGUAUGUUCGACGGUGACGUUACCCUGAGGGCAACAAGCGAGCGCGAGCUGUCGCAGUUUAUAGCGUGGAUGUUUGCUCUCAAGGAGGUGGAAGAGGAGUUGUCAGUGGGGGAUGAGCCUGGUGCUACAAUGAUGAAAGGUCCACCUCCACCAAGCUGGGAGAGUUGGCUGCUCGCUGAGAGUAUACGCCGAACCACCGUCAUGUCAUUUGCUUUCGUGUGCAUGACAAGCAUACUCAAGUCCCUUGAGCCGCCCUGCGGUAUCAUGGAAGGCCCAGCCUUUCAGUUCACUGCAUCGAGAUACCUCUGGGAAGCCGAUUCGUCAAUGGCCUUCUACCGUGCGUGGCAGACCAAACCACAAUACCCGGUGCGGAAUCUUGACUUCAAGGGUGUCUGGCUACAUGCCCAGCCUGAGGACGUUGAUGAAUUUACGAAGCUAAUGCUCACUGCGCAAAUGGGCCCAGAAGCUAUCGAUCAGUUCAUGAUGGGUGCUGCGUGUUGA
Fusarium musae is the source of this 1362-nucleotide messenger RNA. RefSeq lists its product as uncharacterized. The record is from RefSeq and is a predicted model, not a curated record. Gene Ontology annotation, biological process: regulation of DNA-templated transcription. The transcript is spliced from 4 exons. NCBI's taxonomy places the organism in Eukaryota, Fungi, Ascomycota, Sordariomycetes, Hypocreales, Nectriaceae. Gene Ontology annotation, molecular function: DNA-binding transcription factor activity, RNA polymerase II-specific; zinc ion binding. Bases 1 to 1362 code for a protein of 453 amino acids.